UCAAUUUUUCUUUUCACUUUCAGACUUCUUUUAAACAUUAGCCAAUUCAAUGUCUAAACUCUUUUAUAAAUAGAGCCCCUGAAGUUGUUCUGUAUAUGAAGAAGACAUAGCUCUCAAGCUUGAGGAACAUGGCCAACAAUAAUUCUCUUCCAUCACCAAUAGCCAAAAGGCUUGAAGGUAAAGUGGCACUUGUAACAGGUGGAGCUAGCGGCAUAGGAGCAGCCACAGCUAGGCUUUUUGUUCAACAUGGUGCAAAAGUUACUGUUGCAGACAUUCAGGACAACCUCGGAACUUCCUUAGUACAAGAAAUUGGAACAGAACACAUAAUAUUUGUCCAUUGCAAUGUCGCGAUUGAAUCAGACGUUCAAAAUGCUGUUGAUGCAACAAUUGCAAAAUUUAGUAAGCUCGACAUAAUGUUCAGUAACGCUGGUACAGCGGAUAAGCCAAAUUCCAGUACUAUCUUAGAAGUAGAUUAUGACAUAAUUAAGAACGUGUUUGAUGUAAACGUUGCUGGCUCGUUCUUCUGCGCGAAACAUGCUGCUAGAGUGAUGAUUCCAGCCAAGAGAGGUUCAAUUAUCUUUACAGCAAGUGCUGCCACAGUGGUCUAUGGUCUUGUUCCGCACGCGUAUGCAGCUUCAAAAAGUGCAGUUUUAGGGCUUUCCAAGAACAUCGGAGUAGAAUUAGGAAAGUAUGGAAUAAAAGUUAACUGUGUUUCUCCUCAUUACGUUGGCACACCACUUACGCUGAACGCGCUCGGUAUAGAUGAGAGACAAAUAGCGGAGAAAUGGUUCGCCGAAGGUGGAAAUUUGAAAGGAGCUUUACUAGAUGAAGAGGAAGUGGCAAAAGCAGUAUUAUACUUGGCAAGUGAUGAUUCCAAAUAUGUGAGUGGUUUGAACUUAAUUCUUGAUGGUGGUUAUAGUACCACAAAUGUGGCUUUAUCAGAGACCAACAAAAAAUUAUUUCCACCGGCUGCUACCCAUCAGAGUUCCAACGAAGCAGUGUAAUUUUUUACUAAAAAAUAUGUGGGAAUGAAUAAUUAUCAGUACGAUUUCUUUCA
This is a messenger RNA of Lycium barbarum (goji berry), 1057 nucleotides long. Its product is annotated as (+)-borneol dehydrogenase 1-like. Bases 129 to 1004 code for a protein of 291 amino acids. Lineage: Eukaryota; Viridiplantae; Streptophyta; Magnoliopsida; Solanales; Solanaceae. The transcript has 2 exons. The record is from RefSeq and is a predicted model, not a curated record.